AUGAAGUUCCUCGCCGCCAUCCUCGCCCUCACGACCGCCGUCUGCGCUGCUCCACAGGCAGCACCGGCCUCAGGCUCUGACAUGGACGCCUUUGAUGCUGCCAUCACCAAGCUCUUUGCGCGUGCCCUCGUCGCCGAUUCCUGCGACGAGUGCCACGAGCACCUGGACAUGUGCAUGAAGUACGGCAUCGCAAAUGACCAUCAGACCGGUUGCGCGCCUGCUUGUAUGAAGCAUGUCUGCCUGAGGUGGCCGAACUGCGGCACGUGCGGCGACAAGUUCCACUGCUAG
Trematosphaeria pertusa is the source of this 288-nucleotide messenger RNA. RefSeq lists its product as uncharacterized. The transcript is spliced from 3 exons. The record is from RefSeq and is a predicted model, not a curated record. The coding region runs from base 1 to 288 and encodes 95 amino acids. NCBI's taxonomy places the organism in Eukaryota, Fungi, Ascomycota, Dothideomycetes, Pleosporales, Trematosphaeriaceae.